AGGUGAUAGUCGUGAAGUGUGAAGCAUCAGAUGACAGACGUGAACUGGGACAGACUACAACAUGCCGUCCUUAGCAGAACAAAAGGAAAAAAUCAACAGCCAGAUACAAGAACUCCGGAAAAAAAUUCAGCUUUCAGAAGGAGAGAGUAAGGCCUUCUACGAGGAGAGUGAGGGCGAGAAGAGAGUAAAUAAGGCAGCCAUUACAGCACUAAGAACAGAGAUUAAAUUACUACACGUCAAGAUUGAAGAGUCAAACCAGGGGAGUGAGAGGAGUGUUGAGAGAGUUCUCCAGCAACGGCGGCGAGCAGUCAGUGCCCCCGUCAGAGUGAAGAAAGCAGAUGGUACCAUCAGGGCAACAGAGUACAAGCUACAUGACCUUGUCAAACGACUUGACUUCCUCCAACAUACUUCGAAGCAGCGGGAGACUCGGCUGGAGGCGCUGAAGAAACUACUAGGUGAAGCAGUGUCUGAAACUGCGCAAGACGAAGAGAGAACCAUUCAGCAACUACAGCAAGACCUGAUAGGGCUGGAGAACGAGCAGGACCGCGUCGGUGUGAGUGUGAUGGAGGCUGAGGGCGUGAAGAGGAGGUACAAGGCCAUGAUCACGGCGUUGAAGGGGGAAGCUGCGUCCUACAGGACUACCCUGGACAACCUUCAGGCCAGACUCGUCGAGGAGAAAGAAGCUCUAAAGAAUCUCAGAGAUAGCCGCAGGAACGCAGAGAGGACACGAGAUUCCUUAAGAAGUAGGCUUCAUGACGAGGAAGAGUCAGCUUACGAGACCAAGAGAGAGAGGGAGAAGAAACUGUUUGAAUACAGGCGGCGAGCCGAGGAGCGUCGUGUGCAGGACCUGGGCGCCGCAGCUGACCGUCGCCUUUCUCUCAUGAGGACACCCACCAGGAGGGACUCUCCUACCACUGCCCUCACACAAGACACUCAUGAACAGAUUGAAGCAGAGCUUGAGAAGUACCAGCAGGUGUUCACCAAACUCAAGGAAGUGUUGGGUGUAACGAGUGUUGAGGAGGUUGUGGAGAGGCUUACAACACAAGGCAACACCAGGGAACACCUUCGUCAACUUAGAUCAGUCACACUCGAGGAAGUCACCAGGCUGAAGCAGGAGAAGGAACAUAUGCAUGAGGAACUACACAGGGUGAAAUAUGCUACUACUGAAGAUGCUGCUAGGAUGGUUGGUGUUAUAGGCGAGCUCAAGAAAGAAGUUGAAGAAAAGGAAUCAACUCGAGAAGACUUAUCCAGUCGUCUUGAUGGGACCCUGAAGGUGCUGGCAGGUGUUCGGGCGGGUCUAGAACAUGUUGCUGAGAAGCUGGAGACAUCAGAGCAGGAACGACCCCCUAGGGCCGAGUCUCCACUCGAGUACCUCUUGGUACUCAUGGAGUACUGUAAAGAGCGAGCACAGGAUCUUAUGGAAGAAGUCACACCAGCACAGAUUGAACACAAGCUGGCCGAGAUGGCAGAAGAGGAAAAAGAAAAUGGAGGAAUGAUGACAUCACCAGAGAACAUUAGAGUAUCUUUCCCUGGAUCAGGAGCUACAACCAAAGCAGCCCAGCAACAGGUGGAAGAGGGUGGAGACAGUGGAGAAGAGGAAGAGAGUUUGACAAGGAAGUUCAUCAAGAGACAAGCACAGAUGAUUGUAGAAGCAAAAGCCCGCAAGAGAAACCGUCCAGUAUCUACCUUCAAGUCUUAAACUAAGGAAAGUUUAAAAUAUCAAACUAGAGUAUUACUUGUGAAGGUCAUAGAUGUGCAACAUGCAAAACUUUUUACCUGCAUACCUUGAGAUGUAGCAGCUUGUCACAGGUGAGCAAAUCCUACUAGUGUUAGUAGAUUGGUUUACUACCUUGUAAUCUAGCUGCUUCCCCUCGAAGGUUGCUUAAUGGAAAUUAUAACUAGGUGCUAAACCCACAAGAGUCACAGUGCUCUCUUGAUUCAAGGAGUUGGACUAGUCCUCUUUCUUGGAUUGAACCCGUUGCCUCCCAUUACCCAAGUCCUUUAUGACCCCUACAGGGGUUGUGCUUUUCCCUAAAAAUAAUCUGCAGUUGCUAUACCUUGCUCCAAUGUGCAAGUCUCUGGCUUCAUGCCUUUGCUUUAGGCGAAGGGACUGAUCUCAAAAUAAUUCCUCCACUUCUUGUCUUUGGAGACAAGUGGAGGAAUUAUUCUGAGACCAGUCCCUUGGCCUAAAGCAAAAGCCAAGGGAAUGGAGCAUUUCAGUUGCCUGUAUUUGAAGAAUUAUUAUUAUUAUAAUCAAAAGGAAGUGCUAAACUGCAUUUGAAAAAGCUUGCCACAAGUGCAAUAUUUCAAAGAUUGAUAUACCUGGGUGGUGGAAGUGUCUCAGUCUUUUUUAUACAUUGUAUAUCAAAAGAGGUCAGAGCACAAAAGGAAUGGGGUUUGGUACAAGGGUAGUUCCUUGGAUCAAAAGUCUUUCAGUACCAAGGAACCUUGAAGUAUCUACUGUAUUGAUAGGAGUUAUACAUAAAUGGUGAACUUUAGUUAUCUGAAAAUAGUGUGUACUUCAGGGAUUUUUAAAAUACUAAUUGAGAAUGUUAUCAUGGAUAUAUUAAUGUAUGUAAAUUCGUCAAUGAAAUACACUUUGUAAAUGUGCUCUUUUCAAAUUGGUGCAUUUAAAUUUUUCAGUUUAAUCAUUGUAUACUGUAUACAGUAUUAAUUUAUUCCUUUUCUAUUAUGUAUAGUAUAAGGGAAAGCUAAACUGCAGGGGUCAUGUAAAGCCUGGGGAUUGGGAGGCAAGGGAGAUUCUCUCUAAUACUUUGAAUCAAGGCACUGCCCUUCAAGGAAAUGAAAUGUUACAUUCGUGGGGGAGGGGGGAAUACACACUCGGGUUAUAGUCAGUACCUCGGGGAAUGGGGAAACAAAUCAGGUUUGAUUCAAGAAAAGGGAGGAUAAUACAAUUCCUUGAAUAUAUUCCUCACUGGCAUCAAGACAAGGGGGACCUAUGAGGAUACUAAGCAUAACAAUGUUUCUACAAGAGAUUACCAUACUAAACUUAUGAAAAGGUAUUUUAUUACAGAUGCUUACAUUUAACUCAGCAAGAAAAUAAUAACUUAACAUAGAAAUUUAACUUACUCGAAAUGUGAAAAUUAAUAAACAAGCUCUAAAAUCUUUUAUCAGUGUUUGUUAAUGUGAAUGUCAAAAUUUUUUGUAGUUAACUGAGAUAAUUACAAGUUUAGUCAAAUAAGGUAAAGUAGAAAUUAUUUGAGGUGCUAAACUCACUAGUCAAAAGUUUGAUUCAAGAAAGUAAAUAAAAUUCCAUUGACCAGAAUUUCAUAAGCAUCAAGACACUCAUUAAGGGUGAAAUAAGGAACUGAUUUGCCAUCUUGAAGGGCUGUUCUACCCUUUCUUCCCCCUGCAGCCCAUUUGGAUGCCAUGUCAUUUUUUUGCUGAUUGGACACAACCAUCAUAACCCAGCUAAUCUGUAACUAAUGAUAAUGUCCAACAUGAAAAGUACAUCUAGUGUCAGUCAAGUUAAGAGGGAUUUAAACUUACGUGGGACUUGCAGAAUGUGCAGCUAAAGAUGCUCACCAUAUGGUGAACCAGCUUUAACAAUAAUCACAGGGGUCAAAUUGUUUUGCACAGAGCUUCAAAGCUUCUGCUGAAAACUCAGGAACUAAUUGCCAAUGAACCUAUAAGUACAGUAUAUUAAAAAACUAAACAUGUACAAAUCCUUCAAUGCAGGGCUCACUUAAUAAAAAUAUUCUGCUAGCUACAUGCACAUAAAACCAAUCCACAUGAAUGAAAAUACAAUUUGAAGUAUUGUUUAACCAAAUGAGAAUAACUGUCUGAGCAAUAUGGCAAUACAUAUGUAUAUAUAUCUAUGUACCUUUGCAACCAAAACAUGUACUGUAUUUUAA
Molecule: messenger RNA, 3875 nt
Organism: Cherax quadricarinatus
Lineage: Eukaryota; Metazoa; Arthropoda; Malacostraca; Decapoda; Parastacidae
Gene: CCDC151
Product: Coiled-coil domain containing protein 151
Biological process (GO): outer dynein arm assembly; cilium movement
Cellular component (GO): cilium; ciliary rootlet; ciliary tip
Source: RefSeq, a predicted model, not a curated record